Lates calcarifer (barramundi perch) is the source of this 2551-nucleotide messenger RNA. RefSeq names its product transmembrane protein 209 (gene tmem209). The transcript has 15 exons. Gene Ontology annotation, cellular component: membrane. Lineage: Eukaryota; Metazoa; Chordata; Actinopteri; Centropomidae. The record is from RefSeq and is a predicted model, not a curated record. Bases 80 to 1747 code for a protein of 555 amino acids.
AUGUAGCUUCCGGUUAAAUACAAAUUAUGCAGCGCCGCGGUUGUCAUUCACUUCAGCGUGCCUGAACAGUGGUGAAAUCAUGUUGACCCCACCGAAGGGGGGGAUGCCCAGUAUGAUAGACAGUGCGCUGAGGAUGAGGAGAGAGGAGCAGGCUCGACAGGUGGUCCUGGCCUGGGCUGUGCUCAACGUGUCCUUAGCUGGCAUGAUUUACACUGAAAUGUCUGGGAAGUUGCUGAGCCGAUACUAUAACAUCACCUACUGGCCUAUCUGGUAUAUCGAGCUGGUGCUAGCCUCUCUCUUUAGCCUCAAUGCUCUUUUUGACUUCUGGAAAUAUUUCAAAUACACUAUGGCUCCAUCCACCAUUGCUGUGUCCCCUGAGCAGCACCUCCUCCUGGGGCUGAGGAACACAAGUAUUCAGGCCUCUCCUCCCCAGAAGCCAGAAAAAAAGGAGACCCCAGCUCCAGCCCAGUCAUCUCCCCUGCAGGGCCAGAGCGUGCUGAGUUUCAGCCCCUCUCGACCCGCCACCACCAGCCCCAAGUUCUCCCCCAGCUGCGUGCCUGGGUACAGUCCUCCUCUCAGCAAUCCAUCCACCCCAAACAGUGCAGGGGGGCCUUUCUCCCCCUUUGGAAAGGUGUUGAACUACAGUCCCUCCCCUGGUUCCUCUCCCUACCCUAGCAGCAUCGGGCCAGCAGAGGGUUCCAGCUUGAGGGCUCGAUACCGCACCUCUCCCUCAGUGUUCAACUCCCCAGGAAGUAAGGAGGACUACAUGGAGGAUCUGAAAAGCCUGGAGAGGUUCCUCCGCACAGAGGAGGAGAAGAGUCACCGCAGCCAACUAGGGAGUCCAGAGUCUGUGUCUCCGAACCACAGCCCGACAUUUUGGAACUACAACCGCUCUGUGGGGGAUUAUGCUCAGAGCCUGAGGAAGUUCCUGUACCAGCCUGCCUGCCGCUCUCAGGCCCCAUCUGCCCACAAGGAUGAGACAGAUCUGGGCUCCAAACAGGCUGCAGAGGAGGUCUGGGCCAGAAUCACAACCAGUCGCCCUGUAGUGGACCGCAUUGAUAGCUGGACAGCCAAGCUUAGGAAUUGGAUAAGUGACACCAUCUUGGUCCCCCUGGUCAGGGAAAUAGACUCUGUCAACAGCCAGCUCAGGAGGAUGGGCUGCCCUGAGCUGCAGAUUGGAGAGGCCAGUAUUAGCAGCCUAAAGCAGGCAGCAGUGAUGAAAGCAUCAUCCAUCCCCACCAUGAACUCUAUUGUCCAGUACCUGGACAUCACACCCAACCAGGAAUAUCUGGUGGACCGCAUAAAAGAGCUCGCUCACAGCGGCUGCAUGAGCUCCUUCCGCUGGAACAGGGGUGGUGAUCUGAAGAACAGGAAGUGGGACACAGACCUCCCCACUGACUGUGCUAUCCUCAUGCAUGUGUUUUGCACGUAUUUGGACUCUAGACUGCCCCCACACCCAAAGUACCCAGACGGGAAGACUUUCACCUCCCAGCACUUCAGCCACACCCCAGACAAACCUGAUGUAACCAAGGAGAACCUCUUCUGCAUCCACCAAAGCAGCACCACCCCCCCUCACUACCAGCUCAUCUAUCAGGGACACAUCUACAGUCUGCCCAAGGGCAGGAACAACCUGUUCCACACGAUCCUCAUGUUUCUCUUUGUCAUUAAGACCAAGGAGUCAGGGAUGCUGGGGAGAGUAAAUCUUGGCCUCUCUGGUGUGAAUAUCCUGUGGAUAUUUGAAGACUGAAGCAUUGUAAUUUAGAAGCAACAAAAAGCUGCGAGUGGAUGAUAUUUCUUUCUCCUCUCGCCGUCUACACUGGUCGGAAUAUCACCUCAAUUUAAGGACUGCCCUUUAGAAACAGCACUUCACUUUUUCACAGUUUUAAUCUACAAACGGGCAGCAUGCUGUGUAAUCAUUGACAUUUUAAGAACACACGUCUGUUACACCACAGCGUGCUUAUGAUCCAAUGCAGAGCUGUAUUUUUAACAUUAUUUGGAUUUCUGAUUUUGUAUUGAGAAUGUGCCAGCAUGGCAGCCUUGUAAAUAAUAUACCUCACAGUUAGUGGGUGGCAAAGGGCUCAGACCCAUUCAGUUUGAAUGUAAAUACAAUGUGAGUGGACUUGAUGUGUAUUUCUUUGGCUUCAAUUACGUUUUGCUGCUAGUAUGCAGUUUUUUUUUUCUUUUUUCCUCCUCUGGCAUGUGCUUGAAUUUACCAGCAAAAGAAAUGGACCUGUGCAAAAUGCAGCAAUACUCAAAUAAUAGAUAUUUUGAGGAUUCUGUGGUUUCUAACUUUUCCAUAUUACCAGGAUGCAGUGCCACACAUAACUGUACAGUGUUAAUUCUUUUGAUAUGUGAUGGAGAACAAAUGAAAAGCCUCUGAAUCACCAAAGUAUUCACUCUGGAUAUAAUGUCUUUUACAGAAGAGCUCUGACUUGUCGCACAGCCACUCGUUAAAUUUCAAACUUUCUACAUGUUUGCUUGUUUUCAAUAUCGCUAUUUUACAAAUGUCAUCUGAGACAUAAGAAUAAAAUCUAGAGAUUUUUAAAACAAA